Molecule: messenger RNA, 1223 nt
Organism: Drosophila busckii
Lineage: Eukaryota; Metazoa; Arthropoda; Insecta; Diptera; Drosophilidae
Product: WD repeat-containing protein 5
Exons: 1
Coding region: 165-1202 (345 amino acids)
Cellular component (GO): Set1C/COMPASS complex
Molecular function (GO): histone binding
Source: RefSeq, a predicted model, not a curated record
UCUUAGGUAAUGUUUAACAUUCAUAAAGUAAUUUGUACGAUGUGUAUAGUUACUAGCAAUCUUGACAGCUUGUAAAUUGGCAGACUGUCAAAUGACUCUAAUAACAAGUCCGUUGGCCAUUUGACAUUUGUUGUGAAUAAUUGUAAUAAUACAAAGAGAGAUCAAUGGAUUGGAAUCUACCUGAAGCCAGAGAGCAAAGCAGCAUCGAUGGCACUGUCUUCAAAAUACCCCAACACUUGAAAGCUGAUGAUAAGGAGAAAGAGAAGAAGAAAGACACAAGCUCACCUGACUACAGUUUAAAGGGCGCUCUAGAUGGACAUAAGCGUGGCGUUACUGCGCUGCACUUUGCGCCCAGUGGCAACUACCUGCUCAGCGGCUCGGCGGAUCGUACGCUUAACAUCUGGGAUGUGCGCACAUCACAGCUGGAGAAGACGCUCAAUGGCCACACACUGGGCAUUAACGAUGUAAGCUGGUCGCCCGAUAACAAGUAUCUAAUUAGCUGCAGCGAUGAUAAGACCAUUAAGCUCUGGAAUCCACAUUCGGGCGAGUGUCUUAAGACCAUGAUGGGUCACACUGCUUAUGUAUUCGCAUGCCGCAUAAAUCCUCAAGCCAAUCUAAUAGCUUCCACUAGCUUUGACCACACGGUGCGUUUGUGGGAUGUGCGCACAGGCAAGACGCUAAAGGUGGUGCCUGCUCAUAUGGAUCCCAUCUCCUCGGUGGACUUUAAUCGCGAUGGCAGUCUCUUUGUUACUGGCAGCUUUGAUGGUCUUGUGCGUCUUGGUGAAACGGUCAGCGGUCAGGUGUUGAAGACGCUGAUCGAUGAGGACAACUCACCUGUGGGGUAUGUCAAGUUUGCGCCCAAUGGACGCUACAUUCUUGCCGCCUAUCUUAAUAGUCAGAUCAAGCUGUGGAACUUUCAAAAGCCCAAAUGUCUGCGCGUUUACAAGGGUCAUACAAAUCGCAAGUUCUGCAUCGCUGUAAACUUCUCAGUGACCGCAGGCAUGUGGGUUGCCUCUGGGAGCGAGGAUAGCUGCCUGUAUCUGUGGAGUCUGCAGAGCAAGGAGCUGGUGCAGCAGCUGCCAGCGCAUCAGCAGGAGCUCAUCUGCAGCGAUUGUCAUCCGACUGAAAAUAUUAUUGCCACUGGCGCGCUGCAAGAUACUGAGAAUCUGAAGCUAUGGCAAAGCGGCGAGACAAACAAUUGAAUUGUCAAUGUUUUAAUUAAU